GCCCAGAGGAAAGAGAGCGGGUAUCGUAGGAGGAAGGGAAAUCCCGGCUCCGGAUUCGGAGCGGGAGCGGCUGAGGCGGGGUGAUGGCCGCAGCCAUGCUGGCCGCCAUGGAGAAGGAAUUGAAUAAAUCCUACACAAAGAUUUUGUCUUUGACUACUACCUCAUACUCCUGGAUUAUGCAGUUGGUGGAAUAUCAUAAGCACUCAACCAUGAUAAGAGGAAUUGCAAUUGGAGCUACAUUAGCCCUGCUUUUCAUCGGCAUUGUCAUCUACUUUGUUUACAAGAGGAUGAAGUGGUCUUCACAAGAGCUUUCAGUAUCUCCUCAGUACAGGUUCCGUAAAAGAGACAAAAUGAUGUUUUAUGGCCGAAAGAUCAUGAGGAAGGUGAGUACCCUGCCAAACAGUCUUGUUGGUUACAGCACUGUGCCCCGGCAGAGAAUGAGGAAGAGAACCAAAGUUCUGUCUUUGGCUAAAAGGAUCCUGCGGUUCAAGAAGGACUAUCCCACCUUGCAGCCAAAGGAGCCCCCUCCCUCCUUGUUAGAAGCUGAUCUCACUGAGUUUGAUGUUAAAAAUUCUCAUCUACCAUCUGAGGUCUUAUACAUGCUGAAAAAUGUCCGAGUCCUGGGCCACUUUGAGAAGCCACUGUUUCUGGAACUCUGCAAACACAUGGUUUUUGUGCAGUUACAAGAAGGAGAGUACAUCUUCCGUCCUGGAGAUCUUGACAACAGUAUUUAUGUGGUACAGGAUGGGAGAUUGGAAGUUUGCAUUCAGGAAAAUGAUGGUACCGAGGUGGUGCUGAAAGAGGUCCUGGCCGGAGACAGUGUCCACAGCCUCCUCAGCAUCGUUGAUGUCAUCACUGGCCAUGCAGCUCCAUAUAAAACCGUCUCUGCCAGGGCAGGGGUACCAUCUACUAUUUUAAGGCUUCCAGCUGCUGCUUUCCAAGGUAUCUUUGAGAAAUACCCUGAGACCUUGGUGAGGGUAGUACAGAUCAUAAUGGUGCGGCUGCAAAGAGUGACCUUUUUGGCUCUACAUAAUUACCUAGGGCUUACCACUGAACUCUUCAACUCUGUAAGUCAGGCUAUUCCAUUGACGUCUCUGGCCAAUGUAACAUCCAACAAAAUUAAGAAGCAGAUGUCCUGUCCAGCAUCAGAUGAAGAACAAAAGGGAGAGAAGGUUGAGAAGUCCCAAGAAUGCUCAGAAUGCUCAGAUCAUAAGAGGGAAAGCCAGUUAGAAACCUGUUCGCUUCUUAUGAAGCGGAGCUUCUCCAGCCCACUGCCUUCAAUGCAUGGAGAGAAUUUUGAUGAACUAGGAAAAUUCCAAGGGAUUGGACCUGACACACAGACACCUCCAGGCUCUUCCAUUGGUACUAAAUCAGACUUGGGGAUGGUAUACAACAGGGCCAGACUUAAUCUCCUUUCGGAUGAACCUCCCGUGGUCUCCAGCAAGUCAAGGAAAUCAGUAACAUUGUCAGAGAUCCCCUCUGCUGUCAUCCAUUACUCGGAAGACAUUGAGGAACCUGGUAUUAGCUGGAAGACGGAUGCUAUUUUCAAAGCGGCCAAGAAAGAUCUUCUCACCCUGAUGAAACUGGAUGAUCCUUCACUCUUGGAUAACAAAGUGACCUUGCUUCAUGUUCCUGCAGGUACUGUCGUGUCAAAACAAGGAGACCAGGAUGUCAACAUCCGGUUUGUGGUCUCUGGGAUGCUACAUGUAUAUCAGCAGAAGAUUGACAGUGAAGAAAAUACAUGCCUAUUUAUCACCCAUCCUGGGGAGCUGGUAGGCCAGCUGUCUGUACUUACUGGGGAGCCACUUAUCUUUACCAUCAAGGCCAACAAAGAAUGUUGCUUCCUCUCCAUCUCCAAGUCUCAUUUCUAUGAGAUUAUGCGCAAGCAACCGAAUGUUGUCCUGGCUGUGGCUCACACAGUUGUGAAGAGAAUGUCUCCAUUUGUGAGACAGAUGGACUUUGCUCUGGAUUGGAUGGAAGUAGAAGCUGGACGUGCAAUUUACAGGCAGGGUGAUAAAUCUGACUGCACAUAUAUUGUACUCAGUGGCCGUCUGCGCUCUGUAGUCAAGAAAGAUGAUGGGAAAAAACGCCUGGCUGGUGAAUAUGGACGAGGAGAUCUCAUUGGUGUGGUGGAGACACUAACCUAUCAGUCCAGAGCUACAACAGUACAUGCUGUCCGUGAUUCAGAAUUGGCCAAGUUACCAGCAGGAGCAUUGACUUCCAUCAAGCGCAGAUAUCCACAGGUUGUGACUAGGCUGAUCCAUUUGCUUGGGGAAAAGAUCCUUGGCAAUCUUCAGCAGGGAUCUAUACCAGGUCACCAAUUUGGACUGUAUUUCUCUGGCAACAAGUGGGAUUCUGGGAAUCCAUCCAGUAACCUUUCAACAGUGGCCAUCAUGCCAGUAUCAGAAGAUGUGCCCCUCAUUACAUUUACUCUGGAACUCAAUCAUGCCCUCAGUGGGAUUGGCCCAGUCUUGCUAUUGACCAGUGACAACAUCAAACAACGUCUUGGAGCUGCAGCUCUGGACAGUAUUCAUGAAUACAGAUUAUCCAGUUGGCUGGGGCAACAGGAAGACAUCCACCGCAUUGUUCUCUACCAGGCAGACAGUACCUUGACCCCUUGGACCCAGCGCUGUAUUCGGCAGGCAGACUGUAUCCUGAUUGUUGGGUUGGGAGACCAAGAGCCCACUGUGGGCGAGCUGGAAAAAAUGCUGGAAAACACAGCCGUUCGUGCUCAGAAGCAAUUGAUCCUACUUCACAAGGAGGAUGGGCCAGAGCCUUCCCGCACAGUUGAGUGGCUUAACAUGAGAACCUGGUGUUCAGCCCACUUGCACCUUCGCUGCCCCCGUCGGGUCUUUUCUCGCAGGACUCGGGCCAAAGUGAUGGAAAUGUAUGAACGUGUCUUCCAGAAGUCUCCUGAUUUGUACUCUGACUUUUCCCGCCUGGCUCGAGUUUUGACUGGAAAUGCUAUUGCAUUAGUGCUUGGAGGAGGAGGAGCAAGAGGUUGCUCCCAAGUUGGUAUCAUCCGGGCCUUGAUGGAGGCAGGAAUUCCUGUGGAUAUGACAGGAGGAACCUCAGUUGGAUCUUUCAUGGGGGCUCUAUUUGCUGAGGAGCGAAACUACAGCCAGACAAGGAUCCGGGCCAAGCAGUGGGCCUUGGAUAUGACUUCAGUAAUGAAGACAGUGCUGGACCUGACUUAUCCGAUUACCUCCAUGUUCUCUGGAGCAGCUUUCAAUAAUAGCAUCAGAAAAGUCUUCAAAGACAAACAGAUUGAGGACCUCUGGAUUCCUUAUUUUGUUAUAACAACAGAUAUCACUGCCUCUACAAUGAGGGUCCACACAGACGGCUGCCUGUGGAGGUAUGUCCGAGCCAGUAUGUCUCUAUCUGGUUACAUGCCCCCGCUCUGUGACCCCAAAGAUGGGCACCUACUGAUGGAUGGUGGCUAUAUCAACAACCUCCCAGCUGACGUGGCCAGAUCUAUGGGUGCCAAAGUGGUGAUUGCCAUUGACGUGGGCAGCAGGGAUGAAACGGACCUCACCAACUACGGUGACUCGCUGUCUGGCUGGUGGCUGCUGUGGAAACGCUGGAACCCUCUGGCUACAAAAGUGAAGGUGCUGAAUAUGGCAGAGAUCCAGACACGUUUGGCCUAUGUGUGCUGUGUCAGGCAACUGGAGAUGGUGAAGAACAGUGAUUACUGUGAAUAUAUCCGACCACCCAUUGAUCGCUAUGGCACCCUGGACUUCAACAGAUUUGAUGAAAUCUGUGAGGUGGGUUACCAGCAUGGACGAACUGUAUUUAGCAUCUGGAACCGCAGUGGUGUGCUGAAAAAGAUGCUAAAGGACCGACACGAAAUCCGCAAAAUGAAAGCCACAGAUGUGCUCACCUACCCCAAUGCCUCCUUCACUGACCUGGCAGAGAUUGUGUCACGUAUUGAACCAGCCCGAUCCACAGUGGCUGAUGAUGAAUCCGACUACCAGACUGAAUAUGAAGAGGAGAUCCUAGACUUCCCUAGGGAGGAUAUCGACUACCAGAGUACUGCAAAACAAGAUACUCAGAAAGAUUCUUCCUUGUGUGAAGAGAAUUCAGACUAGGAAGAAGACCACUCGACCCAGAAUUAUUCCAGCUCCUCCCAGAGCAAAUCCUAUCAAUUUACCGAUUCCCUUUCUGCCAUCUCAGACUUGGAUUCCUAAAAGCCCUAUUCCCCUAUGAGAGGCCAUGAGGCUUGUCUAUUGGGAGGCUGAGAUCUUGAUGUUUGGUGCUGCUGGAAUGAAGCCAAUCACUUCUCCUGAAGCCAUCUUGGGCAUCUAUGGGAGGGAUGGGCACUUUUGAUUUCCUCCUCUCCCCCAUUCAAUCAAAUCACUGGCCAGUUGUGUGAUGCUAUUCUCCCAGGAUUGGGGGUGGGGGUAGAGAAUGAGGGAGACUGAGGAAGGGAAUUCAGUGUGUUGGGAGAGUAAGAGAGAUGCUGGAAAAAGGAAAUCUGUGGGUUCCUGUGGUUUUGUGUAGUUGGAAGUGCCCUUGAAGUGCUUCUUCAUUGAUCUUGUUAGAGAAGUCUGGGGAGAAACCUUUGGAAGCCUUGGAGUCUGGGGUUAGGCUGGGGUUUUUAGCAAAUGGGAGUCUUGAAGCAAUUCCCUGCCUUUAGUGUUUAAACCACUAUGGGAGAAAGGCCUGAAUGAAGGUGUACGGGAGAUUCUCAGACAGGUCAGUUGCUUGUCUCAAAGGUAUUCCCCUUAGGAGUCUUUGGGUGAUGUGACGACCUUCACUCACUCUCAAGUGCUUGUUCUGAUCUGAGUCACCCACCUGGAGCCAUCCUCUUCCUGAGUUAAGCCAGGGUGAGAGUAGGAACCUAGUCAGAGAGAACUGGGCCCUAUAAGACUUAAUCCAUCUUCCCAUCUUGAUCCUCUCCUCCUGAGGUCAGGAUAAGGCAUGACCAAUGGUCAUGGUAUGGUGACCAAGCCAGAUUCUCCACUUCUCCAUUUAAGGACUCAGUACCCAAGAUAUAUAUUGUUUUCAUGUCCUUGAUCACCCAUAAAAGAGCAACCCAAAAAGAGUGAACUAAAGGACCAGGGCUGGGCCCUGAAAGCCAAUCCUUCAUUCAAGAGGCAUUUAGGACUACCCUUAACCCUAAGGUCCAAAACAAGCCUCUGAGAAACAUAAAAAGUUGGGAAAUAUGACCAGAAUAAAGGAUACUUCUUCACGCUCACUUCCCAGGAUCUUAGCUCCCAUUCCUCCAAUUUGUGGCUUCUGAAAGGUCUCUGGGGGGGGAGGGAGGGGAAGGGGGGGAGAGGAUAUUCCUCUCUACCAGCUCAAUAUGGGAAGCAACCUCUUUCUCUCAGGGGAUGGACAGGUUAGAGACUGGAGAUGGGAAGAUGUAGGAAACUAAAAAGGCAGCAUAUAAUUUAGUUUAUUAAUAAAAAAAAAUAUAUAUAUAUAUAUGUAAAAUUCACUGACUGCACUUUCUCUGAACACACCAUGGUGAGGGUCUAGGAUGAGCAAGAUAGAAUUAUUUCUGUCUUUCAGAUCAUCCACUGGUAGAGCCUCUUCCUGAGGGCCUGGAGAAUGCCCUCAAGAAUAGAGAUGCUUCUGAUCCACUAUCCCCAGAGGGUGACUGGGCCCAAUGCCAUCCUCCCUGAUGCUGUUACCAGUACAUAAUCUAAACUUGAUCUUCAUUCCCUUGCCUUUACCCUAGGCCUAAAGAUGAGGGUAUACAAAAUAACUGUAGCUGAGGAGCAGAGGCUGCUUGAAUUUUUCCCUGCCCCUGCAUUCUGUAGCUGCAGCUAACUGUUUGUGGCACAGAGAAGCAAUCCCAAAAGGCACUGAAGAGCAGAGGGAAAAUGACUCCCUGGGCCUCCCACAAACCAAAAGCCUGUUUCCUGCUUAAAUAGACUUAACUUCCCUUACCAACAAACCUUGUCCAUAAUUCUGUGAUCUAAAGUUGCUAGAGUGGGAGAGGCAAGUAAUACAUAACUAGUCAUGGGCUCCCAUUUCUACACCCACAUACACAUACACACCAUAUGCUACAAUGCCCUAGGGACCCCCAGGGAAGAAUGUUUAUACUUCCUGCCCUAGUCCUCUGGUCUUUGUUCUGAGUUCCUGCCUCUCAACACCUUCCCUCUUUCUCGGAGGGCAGAAAGUUAUUCAAUUGCCAUUUGCACUCAAUUACAUGUAUAGUGAGGGAUUAGGAAAUUGGUUCUACUAACCCUCCAAUACAACCCAAACCAUAUUAAACUAAUUGGGGAAUAUUUAACAAAAAUACAAUAAAACCAAGAUGAUAUGACAUUUACAUUUUAAACUAACUCAAUAGGUGACCCACAGAGAUCCCUAUAUAUGGAUUAGUAACCUCAUUUCUGAUUUGAGUUUGACACCACUGAUUUAAAGAAUUAAAAUUCAUUAUUACAAACCCCCGCUUUUAGUGAGCCACAAACUGUUGAACCAUUUUGUAAAGCAAAGCAUAGUUCUGUAAAAUGAGUGUCACCCCAUGACCUUUGAUUUAUAAAAUCACAAAUGCAUGUGCCUUUCACACUUGAGACUCAAUCCAAUUCAACACACAUUAAAAACCUAAUGUUCAAAAUGCUGAGAAAUACAAAGAUGGAAAAUGAAACAGUAGCUACCUUCAAGAAGUUUACCUUCUACUGGAUGAAAUGGCAGGCAGCAGAGCUCUGUGAAGGGGUGGGGGUCUAAGUCUCACUUCAGCUGACUCCCUGACUGACCUCGACCCCCUCUUGAUGUCUCAAGUUCCUCCAAUAAAAUAGAACAGAACAAUA
Molecule: messenger RNA, 6758 nt
Organism: Sarcophilus harrisii (Tasmanian devil)
Lineage: Eukaryota; Metazoa; Chordata; Mammalia; Dasyuromorphia; Dasyuridae
Gene: PNPLA7
Product: patatin like phospholipase domain containing 7
Exons: 36
Coding region: 84-4088 (1334 amino acids)
Biological process (GO): lipid metabolic process
Cellular component (GO): endoplasmic reticulum
Molecular function (GO): phosphatidylcholine lysophospholipase A1 activity
Source: RefSeq, a predicted model, not a curated record